Messenger RNA from Myotis davidii, 3414 nucleotides. RefSeq names its product NPL4 homolog, ubiquitin recognition factor (gene NPLOC4). Gene Ontology annotation, molecular function: ubiquitin protein ligase binding; ubiquitin binding. The transcript is spliced from 17 exons. Bases 16 to 1848 code for a protein of 610 amino acids. The record is from RefSeq and is a predicted model, not a curated record. NCBI's taxonomy places the organism in Eukaryota, Metazoa, Chordata, Mammalia, Chiroptera, Vespertilionidae. Gene Ontology annotation, biological process: ubiquitin-dependent protein catabolic process. Gene Ontology annotation, cellular component: nucleus.
GGUGGACUUCGCCCCAUGCUUCACCUGGGCACAUUGAUAAUCCGCGUCCAGUCCCCGGACGGGGUGAAGCGGAUCACAGCGACGAAGAGGGAGACGGCGGCCGCGUUUCUGAAGAAGGUCGCAAAGGAGUUUGGCUUCCAGAAUAAUGGCUUCUCAGUUUACAUCAAUAGAAACAAGACCGGAGAGAUAACAGCAUCAUCCAACAAGUCCCUCAACCUGCUGAAGAUCAAGCAUGGCGAUUUGUUGUUCCUGUUUCCCUCGAGCCUGGCCGGACCCUCGUCGGAAAUGGAGACGUCCGCCACUGUGGCGUUGAAGGCUCUUGGGGCUCCCAACGUGGUGGAAGACGAGAUCGACCAGUACCUGAGCCGGCAGGACGGGAAGAUCUACCGGAGCCGCGACCCGCAGCUGUGCCGCCACGGGCCGCUGGGGAAGUGUGUGCACUGUGUUCCUCUGGAGCCAUUCGACGAGGACUACCUGAACCACCUCGAGCCACCCGUGAAGCACAUGUCCUUCCACGCCUACAUCCGGAAGCUGACCGGGGGCGCUGACAAGGGGAAGUUUGUUGCCCUGGAGAACAUCAGCUGCAAGAUUAAAUCGGGGUGUGAGGGACACCUCCCGUGGCCCAACGGGAUCUGCACCAAGUGCCAGCCCAGCGCCAUCACGCUCAACAGACAGAAAUACAGACAUGUGGACAAUAUCAUGUUUGAGAAUCACACGGUUGCUGACCGCUUCCUGGACUUCUGGAGGAAGACGGGGAACCAGCACUUCGGGUACUUGUACGGGCGGUACACGGAGCACAAGGACAUUCCCCUGGGCAUCCGGGCCGAGGUGGCUGCCAUUUACGAGCCUCCUCAGAUUGGGACACAGAACAGCUUGGAGCUUCUUGAAGACCCAAAAGCCGAGGUGGUGGACGAAAUCGCUGCCAAACUCGGCCUGAGGAAGGUCGGCUGGAUAUUCACAGACCUCGUCUCCGAAGACACCCGCAAGGGCACCGUCCGAUACAGUCGGAACAAGGACACCUACUUCCUGAGCGCAGAGGAGUGCAUCACCGCGGGGGACUUCCAGAACAAGCACCCCAACAUGUGCCGGCUCUCCCCGGACGGGCACUUUGGGUCCAAGUUCGUUACUGCCGUGGCCACAGGUGGUCCGGACAACCAGGUCCACUUUGAAGGGUACCAGGUGUCCAACCAGUGCAUGGCGCUGGUGCGGGACGACUGCCUGCUGCCCUGCAAGGACGCGCCCGAGCUCGGCUACGUCAAGGAGUCCAGCAGUGAGCAGUACGUGCCUGAUGUGUUUUAUAAGGACAUAGACAAGUUUGGCAACGAGAUCACCCAGCUGGCCCGCCCGCUGCCCGUGGAGUAUCUGAUCAUAGAUAUCACGACAACUUUCCCCAAGGAUCCAGUUUACACUUUUUCUAUUUCACAAAACCCGUUUCCUAUAGAAAACCGGGACGUGUUGGGGGAAACACAGGACUUCCACAGUUUGGCCACCUACCUGUCGCAGAAUACCUCCGCCAUGUUCUUGGACACCAUCUCGGAUUUCCACCUCCUGCUCUUCCUGGUCACCAACGAAGUCAUGCCUCUGCAGGACAGCAUCAGCUUGCUGCUGGAGGCCGUGCGGACCCGGAACGAGGAGCUCGCCCAGACCUGGAAGAAGUCGGAGCAGUGGGCUACCAUUGAGCAGCUCUGCAGCACUGUUGGGGUGCAGCUUCCGGGCCUCCAGGAGUACGGAGCCGUCGGGGGCUCCUCGCAUGCCGCUGCGGCCGCCAUGUGGGCCUGUGAGCACUGCACCUUCAUGAACCAGCCGGGCACCGGCCACUGCGAGAUGUGCAGCCUCCCCCGGACCUAGGGCUUCGGCCCUGCUGGCAGGACUGGGCCCCUGCCCGCUCUGAAGCUGGACGUGGAGACGGCCACUCUUCAUGGAGGGCGGGGGGCUGCCCCAGGGUCUCCCCCACGAAGCCUCUCGGCACCAGCUUUCCUGGAAGAUGGAGCCCCUCCCAGCAGAGGGGCAGGUGCCGCGGACGCCUCUCGGUGGGAGGACUGGCGCCCCGACAGCGCCGCCUGCAGGGGAGGGCGUGCUUGCUGCCAGCCUCCCCCGUCCUCUGGACGCUGUUUGCUCUUGCCCCCCCCCCGCCCUGGCUGGGCUCUUGCUGGCCUCUGUCAGCCUGUUCUCUGGGCAGACCCUGCUGUGGGGGCCACUUCUCCCCCACCCGGGAGCCAUUGUCUGGUGGAAACGCAAGUGGCCACGGGCUCGCGGCCUCCCUUCUGCUUGGUCCGCAGGUCACUUUGCUGCCCACCCCUUCUCCCGCUCUCACCCGACCUCCAGGUGGGAUUUAAAGUUGGCAUUGGUCGUAAUAACAGUUAUCAGUAAUUCCUGCCCAGAAGACUUUUAUUUAUUUUUUUAAAGAUAAAAACUGCAUAAAAGGGGAGUGAGAGAGACUAGUUUCCACUUCCUUCCCUCCAGGGAGUCCCUGUGGGAGUGUGCAGGGUGGUGAGUGCAGAAGGGGACCGACCCACCGUCGGUUCUCCUUGGAAGUGAACCUCAGUGCCUGAGACUUGUGCUGGGUGCCCGGCUGCGGCAGCAGAGGCCCGGCCCUCUGAGCAGGGCACAGCUGGGCAUCAGUGAGACAGCUGACCAGGUGGCCCAGGACUGGAAGCUCUGGUCCCUUUGCCCCCAUACAGUUCCUUCCUGGGCCCUCGCCCGGCUCUGGCCUCUGACACAGUGAUGUGGCCAUUGAGACAGGCCUGGGGGAGGGAGGGGCCUGGCCUGUUGUGAAACCACGUGGGUCGGCGGCCAAGGGCACUGGAAGGCUGCCAGUGGUGCAAGGUCUGGCCAUCCCACGUGUGCUCUGGGGUCCCCGCACAUCCUCUGGCUGGGCUGUGGCCGGGCCCUGCCCAGGAUCCUGCGGGCACUGAUGCCUCUUUGCCUUAAUAAGAGCUGCUGACUCUGAGCUGCUCUGCACCCACUGGGGAGGCCAGCCCAGGCACAGCUGCUUAGGAACCCCACAUCUGCCCUGGGGGGCUGGCCUGGGGGCCCUCCCCACCUCCCAGUGCAAGGAAGGCGCUUGAUGUUGGCUGCAGUGGGAACAGCCCUGUCUGGCACCUCCAGGUGCACCGCACAGACUCGUCUGCUCGUCGGCGGGGGCUGAUCAGGGGUCCGGCCGGGGCAGAGGGCUGGUCUGGGGGCAGGAGGGGCAGAGUAGCCGCCCAGAGCACAGCCACCUGCACAGACCGUCGGUCGCCCUCCCAGCAGCCCUGGCCUGUGGUCCCUGCGGCCAGAUGGAGGCUGCAGGUGGACCUCGCCGCCCAGGGCCUGCGCCUGCCCAGCUAGCUUCUCACCAGCAUCCUCACUCAGCCUGGCAUCGGAAUCCACUUGUUCUGUGUCUUUUAGCGAAAGAAAAAGCGUGAUUCUCUG